UGAUGUCAUGUUGACGGUUCACCAACAGAUGAUGUAGAUGAAGGUCCAGAUGGUUCAGAGUCUCAGUGUUCUUCCUCUCUCUCCUCCCCUCUCACUGCAGACAUGAAACACUGGCUGACAAACAUCCUGAUUCUGACUCUCUGGCUCGAGUGUAAAGGAGAAGACAGAGUGAUCCAGCGCACAGCAGAUGUCAUUGCUGUUGAAGGACACCACGUCACACUUCAAUGUUCCUUUGAGACCAGCGACACAAAUCCUUAUUUGUUCUGGUACCAACAAGAACUAAAUGGUUCUCCAAAGUUUAUGCUGAAACGUUUCAGUUUUGGAGGAGGACAAAAUGCUGCAGAGUUCAACAAAGAGAGAUUUGAUGCUGAAGUCAACAAGACAUCAGUUGAUCUGAAGAUCCAGAAGCUGCAGCUGCGAGACUCUGCUGUGUACUACUGUGCUCUGCAGCCCACAGUGACAGCAAGCAGCAAAAGAGAGGACAAAAACACUACACAACCACCACUAGAUGGAGCAUCCUGCUCCCCCCUUCUCCGCCUCCACAGCGUCGCCUCUCUGGUGUCAGGAUUUGAGUUUGUGCAGCUGGCACAGUGCACGCGGAAGCUGGUUCAGCCGCUGGUGGCGCGGUGCACGCGGAGACUGGUUCAGCCGCUGGUGAUGCGGUCAGUUGUGGCACAGGUGCACAUGACUUUCGAAGGGCUGGUACAGGUGGUAGACUUGGAACAGCCGUUGUCAGUUCAGGGAGAUGCAGAGAAGUCGGGCAUGAGGAAGUCCAAGACGUGA
Thalassophryne amazonica is the source of this 783-nucleotide messenger RNA. RefSeq lists its product as uncharacterized. NCBI's taxonomy places the organism in Eukaryota, Metazoa, Chordata, Actinopteri, Batrachoidiformes, Batrachoididae. Bases 103 to 783 code for a protein of 226 amino acids. The record is from RefSeq and is a predicted model, not a curated record. The transcript is spliced from 4 exons.